AUGCGCUAUAUCAGACUGAAGGGUAAAUUCCAAAAUUUAUCAAUACUGUCGGUAUAUGCACCAACUGAAGAUGCCGAAGAAAAUAACAAAGAUAAUUUCUACGAUAAAUUAACGGCCUACUGCAACAAAAUAAGCAGACAUGAUAUGCUAAUUACUAUUGGCGAUUACAAUGCGAAAAUAGGCAAGGAAUAUUUUGUAGGAGAAGUUGCUGGACAACAUUCUCUACACAAUAUCAGUAAUAACAACGGUAUUCGCGCAUGUAGCUUUGCUGCAAGUCAAGGAAUGUGGAUUAGCAGUGUUUCCUUUCCACACAAAAAUAUACAUAAGGAAACCUGGAAAAUACCUGGAAUGAGGGGUGCUAAUCAAAUUGACCAUGUUAUGAUCGACAAAAGACACGCAAUUUCUAUAGCUGACGUUAGAUCAUACAGAGGUGCGAAUUGCGACUCAGAUCACUACUUAGUUGUUGCUAAAGUACAUCAACGUAUUUCAAAUGUGAGUAGUAGAAACAGCUUCAAAAGAACUAUAUGGAACACAAGCAAAAUUAUUGAAAGUACUUCAGAACGUGUAAGAUUUCAGCAAAAAGUAGAAGAAAAGAUUAAUAGAAAUCAACGUGAAAACGAGACUAAUGUAUCUGAUAAAUGGAACAACAUAAAAAGUAUACUGAGCCAUGCAGCAAAUGAAACAAUCGGCAAAAAAAUCAAUAAUACAAAUGAAUGGUACGAUCAAGAAUGCAAACAAUUGAACGAAUCGAAAACGCAAGCUAAAAGGAAAUGUUUAGGUGCACCAACGAGACAAAACUUACAAGACUACCAACAAAAAAGAAAAAUCGCUAAGAAAGCGAUAAGGAAAAAGAAAAAGCAAUGGAUGCAGCAUUUCCGCGAACUCCUGAACAGCGAAAAUGAAAACGAAUUUAAUAAUGAUAAUAACAACCAUGAUACAAUAUUAUACCGUACGGUCGAAAAUGUGAUGGAGCUACCCACACUUAAUGACAUUAAAAAAGCUUUAAAUAAGCUAAAAAACAACAAAAGUGGAGGUGAAGACUCUAUCACUGCAGAAUUAUUAAAAUACGGCAGUACAAAAGUAUAUAGUGAAUUACAUAGCAUAGUAUGUCAAAUAUGGCAAGAAGAGACCAUACCACAAGAAUGGCUUACGAGCAUCAUAAUUCCAAUUCAUAAGAAAGGAGACAAGAAAAUAUGCAACAAUUAUCGUGGUAUAUCACUAUUAAAUACUGGAUACAAAGUAUUCACAAAUGUAUUAUACGAUAAAAUUAAUUUAUUUGCUGAAGAAAUAUUGGGCGACUAUCAGUGCGGUUUCAGACAAAAUCGAUCUACGACAGACCAAUGCUUCAUACUGUGUCAAAUCUUUGAAAAAUUUUUUGAAUAUUCUAUUGACAUACAUUGUGUGUUCGUGGAUUUUAAGCAAGCGUUUGACAGCAUAAAUAGGUCAAGAAUAGAGCAAAUUCUUCAAAUUAAUGGCAUACCCAAGAAAUUAAUUAAAUUAACAAUGAUGACACUUACAAAUACAGUUGCCAAGGUACUUAUUCAGGGAGAAUUAUCAAACUCGUUUGAAAUAAGUUCAGGCGUAAAACAAAGCGAUGCACUAUCGUCUUUAAUUUUUAAUCUUGUGUUAGAUAGCGUUGUUAAAGAUGUAGAUCCCGGCGGCACAAUAUUCAAUAAAAGCGUGCAAAUAUGUGCUUAUGCCGAUGACAUCGUGAUACUUUCAAGAAAUCUGAACGACUUGAAAGAGACUUUUGAAAAACUUGAAACGACAGCUAUAACAAUGGGGUUAAAUAUAAAUACAGACAAAACAAAUUCUGAUAAGGAUACAUCAAUUGAAAUAUUACAACGAAUUCAAUCUGCAAACAAAACAUAUUAUGCCCACAGAAAACUACUACACUCAAAGCUUUUAUCAAGAAACCAAAAAUUACAAAUGUACAAAACACUGAUAAGGCCGGUUCUAACAUAUGGAUGUGAAAUUUGGACAUUAAAAUCUACCGACAUCAGUGCACUUGCAUCGUUCGAAAGAAAAAUACUUAGAGGUAUAUAUGGACCAAUAAGAUCUGACGACGGUUCUUACCGAAUUAGGUAUAAUCACGAAAUCGAAAAUUUAAUAGAAAAGCGAAAUGUAAUUAGGUUCAUAAAAGCAGAAAGAAUUGGAUGGCUGGGACAUCUAUUAAGAAUGGAUGAUGCAAGAGUAGUUAAAGAAGUUUUUAAAAGCGUGCCUGAAGGAUAUAGGAGACGUGGCCGGCCAAGAAAAAGAUGGAUCGAAGACGUAGAAGCAGAUUUAAGAUCAAUGACCGUCGUUAAUUGGAACAAUCUUGCAAAGCAGAAAGAUCAAUGGCGGGCGGUGGUAGCAGAAGCUAUUGUUCACCCCGGACUGUAA
Molecule: messenger RNA, 2382 nt
Organism: Condylostylus longicornis
Lineage: Eukaryota; Metazoa; Arthropoda; Insecta; Diptera; Dolichopodidae
Exons: 3
Coding region: 1-2382 (793 amino acids)
Biological process (GO): viral genome replication
Molecular function (GO): RNA-directed RNA polymerase activity
Source: RefSeq, a predicted model, not a curated record